AUGCCUAGCUUGUGGCGGAAUAUGUCGGCUAAAUUAGAAGAUCCCCAAGACUACGACGGCUCAAACAACGGCAAUCCCAUGUCUGCGUCGCUUUCGAACCCUCCGGUGGACGACGACGACGACGAUGACGGGAACUCGUCCGGGAAGACGCAGAAGGAGAGAAGAAAGAUCGAAAUCAAAUUCAUCCAGGAUAAGAGCAGACGCCAUAUCACGUUCAGCAAGAGAAAAGCAGGGAUCAUGAAAAAGGCCUACGAGUUGAGUGUGUUGACUGGAACCCAGGUCUUGCUAUUGGUUGUUUCUGAAACUGGGUUAGUUUACACUUUCACUACUCCGAAAUUGCAGCCAUUGGUGACGAAGCCCGAGGGGAAGAAUUUGAUUCAAGCUUGUUUGAAUGCGCCCGAGGAAGGCUUGGGUGAUGAUCAAGGCGACCAGAGCGACGGCGAGCAGGCAGAGUCGCCGGAACCUAGCCCCGUGCCCCCACCUCAGCAGCAGCAACAGGCACAGGCACAAGCACAAGUGCAACAGCAGCAUGCGCAUUUGCAACAGCAACACCAACAGGCUGCCGCUGCGGCUCAUGCUGCUCACCACCAGGCGCAAGCGCAGGCUCAACAACAGCCGGGACAACAGAUGCCUCCUCAGGGCAUGCCCCACUACCAGACCCAGCCUGGCCCUCCUCAAAACCCGGGACAACAACAGCAGCAGCAGCCUGGACAAUCGGGCCAGCCGGGCCAACCGGGCAUGCCCUAUGGAGAUUACUACUUUGGCAACAUGCAGAAUAGUAAUAUACCUAAUCAACAACAAUUUCAAUAA
Lodderomyces beijingensis is the source of this 810-nucleotide messenger RNA. Lineage: Eukaryota; Fungi; Ascomycota; Pichiomycetes; Serinales; Debaryomycetaceae. The record is from the annotation of a GenBank genome assembly.